Brassica napus (rape) is the source of this 1874-nucleotide messenger RNA. RefSeq lists its product as uncharacterized. Bases 940 to 1719 code for a protein of 259 amino acids. NCBI's taxonomy places the organism in Eukaryota, Viridiplantae, Streptophyta, Magnoliopsida, Brassicales, Brassicaceae. The transcript is spliced from 3 exons. The record is from RefSeq and is a predicted model, not a curated record.
UACAAAGUGAUAUAUUGUGUUGUUAACUUGUACUGCAUGAUACUCGGUAGAAACUGGAAACCAAGUGCGUUACGCGUGAAGGUGAGUGCGUAUGGAGUAAGAGAAGUCAUGCAAACGCGCCUCUUUAUCAGACUUAUGAGUCGACUGAUAACCUAACAACACGCCCAAAAGUUCUUUCUUUAAACAAUGAGAUGUUGAAAACAAACCUCUGACCAAUCUCAGCCACACAAGACAUGUUAUUUCUUGACGUUAAUGAAUCUCAUGUUAGGUUAUUUUUUUUUUAACUUAUCUCAUAUAUUUUUUUAACGUUUCGUUAAUUAUGCUAUUACAACGAUCACAAAUAUUACAUAAACGAUUUUACAGCCAACAAUUUUAUCAUCAUAUGAGAAUGCACGUCUGACUGCAUCACUCCGAGCCGCCCUAUGAAAUCUAUGUUCAAAUUUGAAUAUCUAGGAAUGACUCUUUUAUAUACUGAGAUAUUUUAUCCAAAAUCAAUAUUUUUUCUAAAAAUAUUUUGGAUAGAUAUCUAAAAUAUUGAUUUUGGACAGAUCUCUUAGCAUUUGAAAGUUGAAACAAUCAUUAAAUAUUAUUAUUGUACUUAUAUUCACAGUUGAAAAUCUCCUCAAUCGAAUUGCUAUAAAAAAUCAUGAUAGAUAGAUAACAUACUAUAAUAGUAUAAAGUCGACAGGAAAAUAAUUCUAAAUAUCGGUCUACAAGAACCACGCCUGUAUUCCUAAUCGGAUUUUUAAAAAUUUGGUCGGCUUGGAUUUAGAUGCUAAAAGCCACUUACUUCUAUGUAAGACUAUCUAUUUGGAAAACAUUAUACAAAUGACAAAUUAAAAAGAGUAAAGCAUAGAGAAUCCCUUACUUCGCUUCUUUGCCAAGCAAAACCACAAACACCUCUCAAUUUCAUUCAUCUUCCUCCUUCUCCUCACCAAAAUGUCAAAUUCAACCAAAAUGUCAAAUUCGACUCACCGGAGAAGAGUUCCGACUCCGGUGGGAAACGGAGGCCGGAGCCUCAGGAUGAGACGGACGGCUUCCCGAUGCAUUUCUGAUAAGAACCGUUCAAAAUCGACUAAUCAGGUCUUUGAGCGAAGCUUCUCCGACACGAGUCUCGAUUUCCGCCGCGACGGAGACGGUAGUUGCACGCGGCGAUCCUCGCCGUUGAGUGGCUUACAGACGGAAGAAUCUGGUUCGAUCUUCUACAUGCCAAGGAUUCGCUCUGAGGUUAUGGCUUCUUCUCCGUCGUUGUUGCGCUUAUCUUCGCCAUCGUCUCCAUUUCCGACCAAUCAAGAGGAAAAUAAAAGAGAAGCAACAAAAGUUCUAAUCAACGUAGCAGUUGAAGGAAGUCCUGGACCUGUAAGAACUAUGGUUAAGUUGAGUUGCAACGUUGAAGAAACGAUCAAACUCGUCGUUGAGAAAUAUUGUGAAGAAGGACGAACACCGAAACUCGACAAAGGUGCUGCCUAUGAGUUGCAUCAAUCUCAUUUCAGCAUCCAAUGUAUGGAAAAAGGAGAAAUAAUCGGAGAAAUAGGAAGUAGAAACUUCUACCUUAGAAAGGGAACUCAUGAAACCGGAGUUUCUUUCGCCGGAAUAGCUCCGAUGAGAAUGAGCUUUAUUCCGUCGUCUAAUAUGAUCGAAUCGUGUAUCGCUCAGUUUAUUGGGAAAAUCUUGAGGAGAACGAGAAAGUUAUGGAACAUAUUGGUAUGUACGCAAUGAGAUUUAAGUUCCAAAGUACGUGCACUUUUGAGCGUGGCACAAAAUAUUCUAUAGAUUGAUAUACUAAUAAUCAUAUACUUGUAAGUUGUAACCGGUAUGGUUUGUAAGCCACACUCUGUACGAUCUAUUGGACAAUUAAAUAAGCAGUAAAUAAA